Messenger RNA from Lotus japonicus, 2927 nucleotides. RefSeq lists its product as uncharacterized. The coding region runs from base 473 to 2524 and encodes 683 amino acids. The record is from RefSeq and is a predicted model, not a curated record. Lineage: Eukaryota; Viridiplantae; Streptophyta; Magnoliopsida; Fabales; Fabaceae. The transcript is spliced from 6 exons.
ACAAUUUUGGAAUUUAUCAACUCAUCAUUUCCAAACAUUCUAUGCAGAGAUACAUUCACUAUAGUACUAGUUUACUCAUUCACUGUCUGUAAACUGAGAAUAAUACAUAGGCAAAACAAAAGCAAUAGUGAAGGUUGUGUCUCUAUCUGCCUCAUCUUUCUCUGGCUUUUCUUCAGUCCUACUCAUUCCUCCCAUACUCCACGGCAUCAUUUAGCAACCAACCAUUCCUUGCAAGCUCUCAUCUUUUUCAUGACACUGUGGAUUGGGACUCUCUCACCUCUGCACAUAAAAACCUUCUCUUGGAUCACAUUCUUCUGCUUCAGUGAGUCCAACUUCAUUGUUUUCAAGCUGUUAUUGAAGAAUCAAGAGGUAAUAUUGGGUCUUUGUGCUGAAAUUGUCUUGAAUCCUUCCCUUGUGAUUGAUUAAGAGGUGCUUCAUACUUCAUAGACAAGUUGUUCAAUUUUGGAACAAGAUGUCUGAGAGGAAAUUGAAUAUCAAUGCUCCUCUCAUGUCGGUGAGACGCUCUUCUGCUACAUCACCAUCCUUAACUGAAGCAAGGAAGAAGAUAUUAGAGAAACGCCAUACCCUUGCAUGCAACAAAUCAGACAUGUCAUUGGAUCAGGUAACUGAACCUGUUGCAGUACCUUUCAAUUGGGAGCGCAUACCCGGAAGAUGCAAGAGCAACAAAGGUGGAUCUGAACCUCAACUUCCUAAGAACCCUUCAACUACUCAAAUACCUAAGCUUCCCCCAGGAAAAUCUAUCAAUUCUACUAAACAGCCUUUGGAAAAGGAAAGUAAAGUUGCAAAUAAAUUCAGCUCCUCAAAUAAAUCAAAGUCUUUCAGUAGUAGCAUGGUCAAUAUAGAUGCUGACAGAGAAAGAAAAGCUGAGAGAAAUGUAGAAAGAACAAGGUUCAAUGAUGUGAAUGAGGAAGAAGAGGAGGAUGUUUAUUCAGAUGCUCUUCAAACACUUUCACCUACAGAAUCAUACUCCAUGAACUGUAGUGUAAGCGGUGUGAGCGGGUUAGAUACUUUGGAUGCAAAUGCAAAGAAGUUUGGAAACUUUUCUACAGAUCAACAAACUCGAGACUUCAUGAUGAACCGCUUCUUGCCUGCUGCAAAGGCUAUGACCUUGCAACCUCCUCAAUAUUCUUCCAAAAAGCAAUCUGUACUAGUAGAGCAACAACCUAGAGAUGUUAACAAAUUGGUUCGCGAGGCGAAGAAGCCCUUGCCUAAUCAAUAUUCCACAGAUAUUGUGCCAUAUACUAGCCAUUGUCAAGAGGAAUUGAAAGAAAGUGAAGAUGACGAUGAUGAUUAUGACAACCCUGUUAGUUUCUCAAGUAAAGGUUGUGGGAUGUUACCUAAUUUACAUAUUAGGAACUCAUUAUGCUUGUUAAAUCCUGUGGCUGGGAUGAAAAUGAAGAACCAGGUUCCUUUGUCCUCUACCAAUGAGGUUGGAAAACCUAACAAAAGCUCUCAUAUUAGAUCUUUUAGUCCAAUUCCAGCUGUAAAGAAGGCUUGGGAUGCAAUUCACAAGAACAAAUCAGGCUCUGGAGCUGCAUCACCUGAUAUGCUGGAGGAUAGGAGAAAAUGGAGCAGUGAGUCAAACAGGUUUUACUCAGGUGAGUUACAGCCUGGUAGGCUAUCUCCCUUUCGUCGGUCAAGAGCUGCUGCUGCCGGUCUAUCACCCUGCCGGAGUAGACCUCAAUCUCCCUUUCGCGGACGUGAUUCUAAAGAAACUGAAAAUAGUAAAUCUGGCAUGCUGAGAUUCCAUACCACUGGACUUGGAAGUAAUCAAGGGAUGCUGUCCCAAGGAGGAGCCAAAAGAAUGUCAUAUUCUGGGAACCUCGCUAUCGAAAAGACUUUGUACAUAGAUACCACAAACACGGUUAAAUUAUCAUCUUCAAAUUUAAGUUCUGUAGAUAACAAAAGGAGGAUAGAUACUGUGAUUGCAGACUUGGACAAAAGAAGAGGGAAAGAAAGUAGUUCCACCAUAGAAUCUUCUCAAGGUAGAAAACAUGUACAAGCUCUGGAAGAAAAGAACACCUUGGAUGCUAAAGUGUUAAGUUCCAUGGAUGCCAAUUCUUCAACUUUGCCUAGCAUGUCACAUCUCAUCGUCAAAGAAGAUAAAGAGAAAGGAUUAACUACUGAUCAAGAUGUUAACCAUGAACUAGAAUUCUUGAAACUUGUGCAAGGGGCAUUAGCUGAAGAUUCAAAGACCAAUACCAAGCAAAUUGUGUUAGCUAAUGGUUCAGGAAAAGGUGGUGCUGAAUCUCCUCUUCCCCCGCCAUUGCCAAAAUCACCUUCUGAGUCCUGGCUUUGGCGUGCCCUGCCUACAGUUUCUGUCAAGAAUUCUUUCCUGCGUUCAAAUAAAAGUUCUGAAUCUCGUGCUGAAAGGCAUGAUUCAAAUUCAACAUCCAGCAAUAUCAAGUGGGAAACAAUAGUGAAAACUUCAAAGUUGAAUCAUGAUCAUGUACGCUAUUCUCAGGAACUAACCAUGCAUAAACUCCAGCAUUCAAAAUCUUAGAGAUGGAGCUGAGUGGCUUUACUAUAUGUUAUGGUCCAAGCCUUUUGUGUCCUUUUUAUUCUUCUCAUCAUGCUUAUGAGAGAGAUAAAUCAGAAUCAUUUUUGGUGAUCAAUAAAAGCAAAGCUUCCUUUGGAGUUUGGACGCUUUUUGAUACAUUCAAGAUUAUUGGCUAGUACUACUGUGUGCCUUUGAUUCCUCUUCUUACUACUUGGUCAGAGGAACGAUCCUUUGUCAGCUAUUUUUAUGUGUCCUGACAUAAGUGAUUACUGUAAUUCAUGCUUUAUUGAUUGUUUCCUUUUUAUACAAUUAAAGAACUCUUCUAAACAUUUAGUCUGUUUUUUCUAAGCAGUACUGUAAUUCAUGCUUUAUUUGGUUGUCUCCAAUUUCACAUAAUUUUUUGGCA